Molecule: messenger RNA, 1833 nt
Organism: Hansenula anomala
Lineage: Eukaryota; Fungi; Ascomycota; Saccharomycetes; Phaffomycetales; Wickerhamomycetaceae
Gene: SRP72
Product: signal recognition particle subunit SRP72
Exons: 1
Coding region: 1-1833 (610 amino acids)
Biological process (GO): SRP-dependent cotranslational protein targeting to membrane
Cellular component (GO): signal recognition particle, endoplasmic reticulum targeting
Molecular function (GO): ribosome binding; 7S RNA binding; protein binding
Source: RefSeq, a predicted model, not a curated record
AUGAGUUCAUUGAACGAGUUGUUCAAGAAGUUGGAAGUGCACUCUGCGAACGAGGAGCACCAGGAAGUGUUUGACACCAGUUACGAGAUUCUCAAGAGCUCUCCUCACGAUGCGAGAGCCUUUAGAUGGACCAUUGUUUCUUCAAUCAAUUUGGAUCAAUAUUUGACUGCUUUGAAAGUGUUCAAGAACUAUCCACAAGCUGAUACUGGUGAUUUGUUAUUGGAAAAUCUGUACGUGUAUUACAAAUUGAAUUUGAAUAAGGAACUAGCUCAACAUUUCGAAGAUCUUGGUGAUAAAGUGAAUGAAAACAAAGGUUUAUUACACUUGAAGGCCCAAUUCUUGUAUAGAACAGGUGAUUAUGAAGCUGCUUUGAGUCACUACCAUGAACUGAUAAAUGCAACUAUUGAUGAAGAUGAAGAUCCAGAAGUUUUAGAUUUGAGUGUCAAUGAACGUGCUAUAUUGGCGGAUGGUUACCAAGUUGGUGUUUUCAAUAGAUUCAACUCAAAAUUACCAUUGACACCAGAUAGAGAAGACACAUAUGAUUUGAUAUUUAAUGAAGCAUUGAUACACCUAGGCUUGAAGAAUUAUUCAAAAUCAUUGGAGUUGUUGGAUAUAGCUGAAGAUAAAUGUAAAGAAGCAAAUCCUGAUGAAGAAGAUCAAUUGAAUGAAACUUUCCCAAUAAGAUUACAAAGAGCAUACGUGCACCAAAUAAUAGGAGAAUUUGAAAAGGCUAAAGAAAUUUUAACUGGAUUUGAUCUUUCCAAACUAUCUGAUUCUUUAAACACUUUGGUAUUGAAUAACAAUUUGAUUUCAUUGAAAAAUAUAGAGAGCCCAUCUUUGGUUCUAAAAGAGUUGGAUUAUCCAAAUGUUUUAACAAAACUAAGCCCAAGAUUCUCAAUUUUACAAAAUAAUAAAUUUUUCAAAAACUAUGCUAAAUUAUCAACUCAAGUUGGUAAAAACAUCUCAACCAACAAGUCAUUAAAUGAUUUUACAAAAAGUGCAUUGGCAUCAUUAUCUAAAGCUGGCGUAUUGUUGGAUCAAGACGAUUUGAAAACUCAAGCUAAAAAAUCCUUCAAGUAUGCACAAUCCUCAAAAAAACUUUCAGCUUCAUUAGCUGCUGCUCAAUUGAAUGUGAAUAUUGGUAACCUUGAUGCUGCUGCUACCGUUUUGGAAAUUUUGGAGCCAAAAGAUAAACUACUACCUGGUGUUUCAAGUGCAUUACUAUCACUUUAUGAUCAAUUAGGUAGUUCCAAGAAAAGAUUAGCAUUGUUUAAUGAGAUUUAUGAGUUAUAUUCAAACAAGUCUGAAUUCCCAAAUAUUGAUGAAUAUGAUUUCAUAAAGAUUCUUGCAUUAAAAUUUCAUAAUGUUGAGACUGAAAAAUCCAAAACUCUAUUGAAUAAGUUGAACAAUUAUCAAAGUGAUGAUUUGAUUUCUAUUGUCUUGUCUCAAGAUUCUUCAGAUUCAUCUAAAUUACAACCAGUGGAAGAAUUAACUGCAGGGCUAAAUGUUGAUGAAUUGAUUUCACAAGGUGUUGAAAGAUUAUCAAAACAACAAGUUAUCUCAUCCAGUGCCAACAAAGUUGUCAAGAAAAGAGUUAGAAAAAAUAAGAAAUUACCUAAAUCAUUUGAUGAAAAUAAAUUACCAGACCCUGAAAGAUGGUUACCAUUGAAAGACAGAAGCACAUAUAGACCUAAAAAGGGUAAAAAGAAGUUAACUAAAGAUACUCAAGGUGGUGUUGCUGAUAAUACUACUGAAGAAAACUUCAAUGCUACACCAAAAGCUAAACAAGCAAAACCAGCCCAAAAGAAAUCAAAAAAGAAAGGUGGUAAAUGA